This is a messenger RNA of Lates calcarifer (barramundi perch), 1956 nucleotides long. It is a transcript of the gene prelp, whose product is annotated as proline/arginine-rich end leucine-rich repeat protein. NCBI's taxonomy places the organism in Eukaryota, Metazoa, Chordata, Actinopteri, Centropomidae. Gene Ontology annotation, molecular function: protein binding. The coding region runs from base 154 to 1296 and encodes 380 amino acids. The transcript is spliced from 7 exons. The record is from RefSeq and is a predicted model, not a curated record.
UAGGGACGGAGAGAAACAGAGGAAGAGAGAGAGUGAGAGAGAGCGAGAGAGAGAGAGGGAGGGAGGGGUAGGACAAGAGUGAGAGAGGCAGAGAGGCGAAAAGACACAAAACUUGUGAGUUGACAAAAGAGGGCAGGUACCAGAGGCAGGACGAUGAAGGCCGGCGCGGGACUCUUCUCUGCAUUGGCUCUGUUCCUCCUGAUGGGGGCAGUGUACACCCAGAGAACUCGGCCAAGGAAGCCCACCAGGCGCCCAGGCACCACCACCAGGAAGCCUUCUGUCCCAAAGCCUGCUGUACCAGCACAGCCAGAACCCCAGGAGCCCACUGACUUCCCCCCGCCCAUCCUGGGCCCGCCCUCCAUCUAUCCUGACUGCCCCCGAGAGUGCUUUUGCUCCCCAAGCUACCCGAAUUCUCUCAACUGUGAGAACCGGAACAUCCGUGUGAUCCCUGUCAUCCCAUCCAGAACCCACUACUUGUACCUGCAGAACAACUACAUCUCAGAGGUGACAGCAGAGCCUUUCGUCAACGCCACUGAGGUCCGCUGGGUCAACUUGGCAAACAACCGCAUCCAUCGAAUAGAUAAACAGGUAUUUCAGAAGAUUCCAGCACUGCUGUAUCUCUACGUGCACCGUAACCAGCUAAAAGAGGUCCCUCCAGGCCUCCCAGCAAGCCUAGAGCAGCUCCGCCUCAGUAGGAAUCGUAUUUCCAAAAUCCCUUCUGGUGCCUUCAGCAAGAUGGGGAACCUGACUCUGCUUGACCUGUACCACAACCAGCUGAGUGACAGUGACUUGGGUAAGAACACAUUCAGGGACCUGAAAAGCCUCAUGCAGCUCAAUCUGGCUCACAACAUCCUGAAGAAGAUGCCUGAUGGCGUACCCAGUGGCCUCAUUCAACUUUUCCUGGACAGGAACCGUAUAGAUGACAUCCCAAAAGACUACUUCAAAGGCUUCACUCACCUGGCAUUUGUGAGGCUGAACUACAACCAGCUGAGCGAUAAAGGAGUUCCCAAAAAUGUGUUCAACGUUUCCACCCUGCUGGACUUGCAGCUGGCCCACAACCAGCUCGCCUCUGUUCCUCUCUUCAAUGGUCACCUGGAGCACCUGCAUCUCAACCACAACAGCAUCGAGAGCAUCAAUGGUACCCUGCUCUGCCCUUACAGCCUGCAGGCCGACAUGAGUGAUCUCAGCGUGGUGCCCAGACUAAGGUACCUGCGUUUGGAUGGAAAUCACCUCAGCCCCCCCAUCCCUCUGGAUAUCAUCAUGUGCUUCAGGCAUCUCCACUCUAUUGUCAUUUAGGAGAAACUUGCCUCGAGGCCUGGAGGCACACGCGCACACAUAAAGCACACACACAUGCAUGUACACAGCACACACACAAACAAACACAGAGUCACUGUGUACAAACUGAAUUCAAGGAAAAACAUACUCAGUGAAGCACAAGGUAUAUCCACCCGUAGAUACUGUGGAAGUGUGUUAGUGAGAGAUAAAUGGAAAAACUGUAAAGCUUUGAUAGUUAAAGCUUUGAAAAGUUUAAUUGUUGCCAGAACAGUGAACUAUAAAUAUAGGAGGAGUGGAUAUGCCAACAUUUAGGGUUAGGUUUCUGUAGAAAUUACAGUUUAUCCGUAAUUUUUUUGUUUAUAUAAAAAAAAAAAAAAAAGUUUGAGUUAAGCCUGAAAAUACAGGUACAGUGACAGAAGCUACAGAUAUGGCGGGUAGUUAUGUUCGCUUGCAGAUGUGAUCAGAGUAGAGCUGCCACCAUUAAGAACAACCAGAAGAACCAGUUUAAAACAUAACUACCAUGUAGUUGAAACUGUCCCAAAUGUGCCUGUGAUUUUCAAGGUACUCCAUGUAAAAAUGUCAUUCUAUUCUUUUUAUUCGUAGUCUUCUGUAUAUUAUUCUUCUGUAUAAAGACGCUUUGUACAAAUAACGGAAAAUAAAACUUUUUCUUUGAUCAUUUGA